AUGUCCGCAUUCUCACCAAGCACUCUGGCGCUCCUCGCGCUCCCGCUGCUCCUCGUGGCGCACGUGCUCCACGUCCGGCACCAGCGCCACAAGCUGCGGCGCUCCAUCGAGGCCCUCUUCCUCCAUCGCUACGCCCUGUCGGCCGAGGAUGAAGCACGCGGGCUGCCUCGCAUGACGCAGGCUGGCCUGCGUGGCAUCCGCGAUGCCCAGUACAUCUGGCACACUCUGGCGUCGUACGAAAUGCCCUGGGUCUCCCUCAAGUCGCUCGAAAUUGCAGUCUUUCGCACGUAUGGCAUCCCUACGAUUUCGCGCAUCCUGAUGCGCACCGGGCAGCUGGGCGCAAAAGAGAAGAGCAGUCGUCGCUUCGGUCUCCUCGUCGCCUCCUUCUUCACGUAUCCCAUCCCGCGCCUCGACUUGCAAGACAACGACGUGGCGCGUCCGGGAGAGGAGGACUAUCUCAUCCCCGACGAUCCACGCUCCGCAAUCGCGCUUGCUCGCGUCAACUUUUUGCACCGCAGAGCCAAUGGCAUUCAUGGACCGAAAGGAGCGGGCAUCUCGAAUGACGAUCUGGUGUACACUCUCUCUACGUUUGUCUUCCAGCCCGUCCGCUUCUACAAGGUGAUGGGCUACCGCGAAGCCACGCCUCUAGAGGAAGAAGCUCUCUACGCCGUCUUCUACCACGUCGGCCGCUGCAUGGGCAUGCAUUCCAUCCCUGCGACGCGCGAGGCGUUUGCCGCAUGGGCCGAGGCGUACGAAGUCAAGCACCUCAUCUGUGCCGAGUCCAACGUCAAGCUGGCCGAGCGCACCGUCGAUGUGCUCCUCGCGCACGCGCCCAAGGCAUUGCGGCCCGCGCUCAGUCACGUCAUUGCGUGCGUGAUGGACGAGCGUCUGCGUCUGGCCGUCGGCUUCGCCGCGCCGCCGACGUGGCUCAAGACGCUCAUGCAGGGCGUCUUCAUGACGUUUGGCGCCGUCCAGAGACAUCUUUGCCUGCCGAGAAGGCAUGCAUGCGGCAUUGCGCCGUACGCCAACGAGAACAUCUCGGGCCUGCAAGGCAUCGGAAUGUGCCCUGCGACGGGCGCGAUGGAGGGAGAAGGCAAGACUUGUCCUGUGGGAGCGAGUGAGAAGGGAGAAGCAAAGGCUAGGAUGCAUCCGCAUUGGGCUGCUGACGCCGUCUCGCGCCAGUACAUGCCUCCCGUCCCGCGCUACUCGCUCUACUGGUUCUACGAGCGCUUCUUCGUCGCCGAAGAGCAGAGGUGGGGCGCAAAGAAGUGGGCGGGCAAGGGCUAUCGCCUUGAGGAAUGCGGUCCGAGGGGGUGA
Tilletiopsis washingtonensis is the source of this 1317-nucleotide messenger RNA. RefSeq lists its product as hypothetical. The transcript is spliced from 7 exons. NCBI's taxonomy places the organism in Eukaryota, Fungi, Basidiomycota, Exobasidiomycetes, Entylomatales. Bases 1 to 1317 code for a protein of 438 amino acids. Gene Ontology annotation, molecular function: oxidoreductase activity. The record is from RefSeq and is a predicted model, not a curated record.